AUGGCCAAGGUAGAUCUGCUUCAAUUUGCCCCAAAUGACAAGGAAAUCGAGUCGCAGACAUGGGCCCGGUCUCCGCAGGCGAGCCUUGCCAGAUAUGGCGGUUUUGACUGGUUUUUCGAUGCUGAUUGUCCGAAAACGGAGCAGGCUGGUUAUGUCACAAUAGAUGUGGGUGGCAAGGGGUCCCAAGCAGGAACCUUACACCGUGUCUCUGCCUCAAACGACAACCCAUGCGUACCCGCUCAAACCCUGUUCGAAGAGGGGCGCGUGCGAUCUCGUGUGGGGAUCAGCGCAAAUAGCUUCGGUGUGGCUUGUGACUAUCGCUUUGAUAUCCUGCAGAUUGUAGAGUCGGGGAGAUGCCAGGUGGAGAGAGCGGUCGACUCCUUCACUACGUGA
Diaporthe amygdali is the source of this 393-nucleotide messenger RNA. RefSeq lists its product as uncharacterized. The record is from RefSeq and is a predicted model, not a curated record. Bases 1 to 393 code for a protein of 130 amino acids. The transcript has 4 exons. NCBI's taxonomy places the organism in Eukaryota, Fungi, Ascomycota, Sordariomycetes, Diaporthales, Diaporthaceae.